AGUGUGUUUUAUGACUAGCGGGCAUUGCGCAGACGCAGUGUGAGGUCUGCACAUUUGAUCAUAUAGAUCAGGGCAGAAGCAGGGCGUUUCUAAAUAAAUACGCUGUUAGAGAGCAGAGGAGGGAGUAAAGCCCACACUAAGCAUGGAAGGAAAGCCAAGUUGAAUAUUGAAUGUCUAAAUAACUGCAUUUUUAAGGAAACGUCCUGAAAAAGAUUGUAUCUGCUGUUGGGACCAGGACGCACCCCUCUCCUGUUGACAUCUCCUCAGAAAAGUGAUUGGUUCUCACUGGACGAUCUGCCUUCGCCAUCUCUCUCCAUUAAGCUUCUACAUUUGGAGCCUCUACACUUGUGAUUGUUAUUGCAUUUUAAGCACCCAGCUACAGCAUAACCACACGUACCGCAACGAAGCAGCAGCCUGGUCAAUAUUUCAUAGCUUCCUAAUGGCCACUAAUGUUUCAUUCUGAUUUAUGAUCAAGCCUUGAAGCCAUUAGCACACCAUAUCAAAUUUACAUAAGCACUGUCGGGGGGCUUUACAUUAAAACUGAAGCUACACAGUUGCCACAUUAAUCAUUGAGACAUCCUAACAUCGUAUUGUAGUUUCACACCUACAAACAUCCGACAGAGAGUGACAGCCGACCCUCCAGUUCCUCUCAAAAGCUCAGGAUGGAGGAGCCCAUUGUCGCUACGGGUAUGGCCGCCAAGCUGAGGAGCCAGUGGGACCGUGAUGAAGGUCUGGGACAGAAUCACAAGGCUGUGAAGUUUUUGGGUCAGGACUACGAGAAUCUGAAGGCCCAGUGUCUCCAGGGCAGGAGGCUGUUUGAGGAUAAUUUGUUCGCUUGUGCCACAUCGUCUCUGGGAUUCGACGAGCUCGGCCCCAGAUCCGCCAAGACCUCCGGCGUCCGCUGGAUGAGGCCCACGGAGUUCUGCAAGCGCCCCGAGUUCAUCGUAGACGGAGCCUCUCGCACAGACAUCUGUCAGGGAUCUCUGGGCGACUGCUGGCUGCUGGCGGCCAUCGCCUCGCUGACCCUGAACGACAACCUCCUCCACCGAGUGGUUCCUCACGGACAGGGCUUCCAGCAGGGAUACGCCGGCAUCUUCCACUUCCAGUUCUGGCAGUUUGGCGAGUGGGUGGAGGUGGUGAUCGAUGACCGGCUGCCGGUGAAGGAUGGGAAGCUGCUGUUUGUCCACUCGGCAGAGGGGACCGAGUUCUGGAGCGCACUGCUGGAAAAGGCCUACGCCAAGUUGAACGGCUGUUAUGAGGCUCUGUCAGGGGGCAGUACGUCCGAGGGCUUUGAGGACUUCACAGGCGGCGUGACGGAGAUGUUCGAGCUGAGUAAAGCCCCCUCCGACCUCUACAGCAUCAUCAACAGGGCCAUAGAAAGAGGGUCGCUGCUGGGCUGCUCCAUAGACAUCACCAGCUCUGUGGACAAGGAGGCUGUGACGUUCAAGAAGCUGGUGAAGGGACACGCCUACUCUGUGACCGGUGUGGACGAGGUCGUUUACAGAGGAAAUAAGACCAAGUUGGUUCGCAUCAGGAACCCCUGGGGGGAAGUGGAGUGGACCGGAGCGUGGAGCGACAACUCCAGAGAAUGGGACAAUGUGGAUCGCUCCGUCAGAAGUCGGCUACAAAACCGCAGUGAGGACGGUGAAUUCUGGAUGUCGUUCAGUGACUUCCUGCAUGAGUUCACUCGUCUGGAGCUCUGCAACCUGACGGCUGAUGCCCUGCAGAACAGCCAGCCGAAGAAAUGGAGUUCGUCGCUGUAUCAGGGCGAGUGGAGGCGGGGCAGCACGGCCGGAGGCUGCAGGAACUUCCCAGCAACCUUUUGGCUCAACCCUCAGUUCAAGAUUGCUCUGCAGCAUCCCGACACUCCUGGCCAAUCAGAUUGCAGCUUCCUGGUCGGCCUCAUGCAGAAGGACCGGAGGAAGAAGAGGCGGGAGGGCAAAGACAUGGAGACCAUCGGGUUUGCCCUCUACGAGAUUCCAAAAGAGUUUAAGGGCAGCUCAGGCGUCCACUUGAAGCGAGACUUUUUCCUCACCCACGGCUCCAGCGCCCGCUCAGAGCUCUUCGUCAACCUGAGGGAGGUCAGCUCGCGGCUGAGUCUGCCGGCCGGGGAGUACAUCAUCGUCCCCUCCACCUUCGAGCCGCACACAGAGGCCGACUUUUGCCUCAGAGUUUUCUCUGAGAAGCCCGCAGACUCCGAGGAGCUUGAUGAUAAAGUAAUAGCUGAGCUUCCAACAGAGAUCGAGCUGGACGAGAGCCAAAUCGAUGCCAGCUUCAAGAAUCUCUUCAGACAGCUGGCAGGGCCGGAUAUGGAGAUCAGCCUCACCGAGCUGCAAACCAUAUUGAACAGGAUCAUCGGCAAACAUAAAGACCUGAAGACAGACGGCUUCACAAAAGAGGCUUGUCGCAGUAUGAUAAACCUAAUGGACACGGAUGGCAGUGGGAAGCUCGGCCUGACAGAGUUCCAUGUCCUCUGGGAAAAGAUUAAGCGAUACCUGACCAUCUUCAGGCAGUUCGACCUGGACAAAUCAGGAACCAUGAGCUCCUAUGAGAUGAGGAUGGCUCUUGAAUCUGCAGGUUUUAAGCUGACCAACCAACUGUUCCAGCUGAUCAUCCUGCGCUACACGGAGGCCGACAUGGCUGUGGACUUUGACAACUUUGUCACCUGUCUGGUCCGACUGGAGACCAUGUUCAAAACCUUUCAGACCAUGGACACGGAUGGAGAUGGUAUGAUGUCCCUCAACUUCACGCAGUGGAUUACCCUGACCAUGUUUGCCUAGAGACGAGAGGACUCUUCUGUAAAUGUUGCACUGCAUCCCGCAGCUCCAGGCCCAGUAUGUGUGGUUUCAGAAGUGCCUUUUCUCCACCAGUUCUUCCUCUUGCGUCGAGGCGCUCUGAUGCUAAAAGACUGUAAAUCAAUCUUUACAGUGCCUACAUUGGAAAUGUGCCAAACCUUUAUUUGCCACCUGCUUUGCCAACGGAGGGACACUCAGUUCUUGUAGCCUGGCGGUCAACAUUGCGGUCACACUGACUGCAGGCGGGAACAUUUUUAACUAUACAAACAUUUUAUUGGAGGCAGAAAUAAACAUAUUGGUUUAAUUUCAGUAGGUGGAGACAAAAUGUCCCUAAUUGUAGUUUUGAUAGAUUUUUAGUUUAGAAAUAAAACAUAAUGUAUUUUGUUAAAAGUUACACCCUUAUCUUUAACAUUUUAUAUCCCCAUUCAAAUGUCUGGUUUGGUUAUCCACAUCAGCUGUUUCAGUAAACCAAAUAAAAGAUAAUCCAAACUCAUGUAGGAAAUUAAGCCAAGGAGGUUGAAAAGUAACAAAAUAAUUGGUUUUCUGUCCACACCGCCCUGAAACUCAACCAAAAUGAUUAUUUUUGCCCUUUUUUUUACAUGUAUAUUAAAUGUGAUAUUUUUUGUCGAUUCGUGGUUUUGAUUUUAACAGUGUUUAUAUCUAAAAUGAGCAAUCAACAAUUACUUAAACAUGAUUUACACAUUAUAAGCAAGGGAUACUUUAGAGUGUCAGAAGAAGAAAUUGAAUACCUAUAAUACAGAUUUCUGAUUAAAUCAAUGUAUUGAAGUGAAAACAAUCCAGUGGCUAGUCCACAAAGAGUUAAUGUCCCUGAGGAUAAUCUGCAAAGGACUCCUCUCAGAUUUAAAUUUUUUAGAAAAACAAUUCGAGUUUUCACAAUCUUUGUGCCCGAUGUGAAGAGCUGCUAAGUGCGCUAGCUUGUUCUCCAGCCAACAUAUGAAUGUGCAGAGUAUGUAUCUCUACUCUGCCUCCGUAGCGAUGUCGCCAGCGAGGCACUUUCGUUUACAUCUUCUGCUUCACUGGGCCCUGUAGCGCGGAGUGCUGUAUCAUAGAGAAUGUGUCAAGUUAUAUUUCUUUAAAAAUAAUCCUGUUUAGCUUUAAGGCAUAAUUAUGCAUGGCACUUUUUACUGACUGUUUUGCAAAAUAUGACAACAAAAUCUUUUAUAUCAUGGUUGGAAAUGGAUGUUUUAGUGGUUUCAAAAGGGAUGUCGGCAUUGUUUAAUUUUGCCUUUAACGGGAACACGUGAAUACUUUGGGUGAAGGUAAACUAUUAUGCAAGAUGCGUGGAGAUGUUGUAUGCAUGCAGUGUGGAAUGUCAUAUAUUGUCUGCCUGCCUAGUUUCUGUUUAAUGGGAGCAAGUGUUUUAUAUGAAGGUUUGUAUUCCAAAAUAAUAUGUCACUUUUGGGGAGAAAGAGAAGUGUUUUAAGUAUGGUUAAGUGUUUUUACUAUCUUAUCAACCAGAGUUGUUUCAAAUACCAAAAUAGUUUGUUCUGCCAAAUAUUUCUGUGCUUUUGUAAGUCGAAGAAUUUGAAACAUUUAAUCAAAAAGUGACAACCAAACCCUUACAUUUGUUUAAUACUCCGACAAUGCCAGCAUUCCUGUCUUCAGUUUUUGCAGCGUAAUGCUUAUGUAACAUUACCUAACGUUUACACUGGCAACAUUCUGGGCCCUUUUGGACCCAAGCAUCAUGCAAUACAUUGGCUUACUGUGUAGCGUCUCUGUACAACUUCAAUACACACUUUGCAAAUAAAUGGGAUUUUACGAG
Messenger RNA from Trematomus bernacchii (emerald rockcod), 4578 nucleotides. It is a transcript of the gene capn1, whose product is annotated as calpain 1. The transcript is spliced from 22 exons. Gene Ontology annotation, biological process: proteolysis. Bases 663 to 2780 code for a protein of 705 amino acids. The record is from RefSeq and is a predicted model, not a curated record. Gene Ontology annotation, molecular function: calcium ion binding; calcium-dependent cysteine-type endopeptidase activity. Lineage: Eukaryota; Metazoa; Chordata; Actinopteri; Perciformes; Nototheniidae. Gene Ontology annotation, cellular component: cytoplasm.